AUGACCGUCGCGUUUCGCUUUGGCGCAACACUUUGGCCCACGUUUCUUACCUCUCUCCCUCCUGCUCUCUACGUCUGCAAGACAUCCAGCAAGCAGUCGAUCGACGCCUUGUUCGCUACCGCCUCACCUGUUGGCGCGAGUCCCAAUGCUCUCGAGGGACGUGACAACGGCCUCGUCGAGCGCAACGACUUUAUCCCGCACGGUAAAGACGCUCUGAUCGAUUUCUAUGUCGAAUACGGCACCGGUGCUGAGGACUACAUCAAUUUGGUCUCAAAGUUGUCAUGGAACUCUGCUGGCUAUUUCGACAAGGCUGGUACCGAGGGCACUUUGGAGACGGUGUUCAACGGCAACGGUGAGAAAGACGGAAAGACCUUUUCCCAGUUCACCUUUGCCGAUGCCGCUUACGACUUCAUCAUGGCCGUUGAGUUCUUCCACAACGAGGAGGGCGUGAUCGGAUCAUGUCAUCUGGUACUAGGCACAGCCCAUGUACAGCUUUCUACGAGCGUUCCGCUGAGCGAGAAGACGCAUCACCGAUGCUUUGUCAAUGGCAAUCAAGUCAAUGCCUAGUCCGGCUACCUUUGUACGACCGGCCCGUCAGUGCCAGCGACAGCCCUCGAUGGAUGCAGUCUUUCUUGCACAAUGUUUCGCAGAUCGCGCUCGUCAACUAAUGGAUGUAUCCCCGAUCGGACUUACAGCAAAUUAUUGCGCCCUUUCCACUGCCCUGAUAUCCUGCUCGACUAUCCCAGGCCCGUCGCUA
This is a messenger RNA of Mixia osmundae IAM 14324, 757 nucleotides long. RefSeq lists its product as uncharacterized. The record is from RefSeq and is a predicted model, not a curated record. The coding region runs from base 1 to 567 and encodes 188 amino acids. Lineage: Eukaryota; Fungi; Basidiomycota; Mixiomycetes; Mixiales; Mixiaceae. The transcript has 6 exons.